Laccaria bicolor S238N-H82 is the source of this 1415-nucleotide messenger RNA. RefSeq names its product chitinase. Gene Ontology annotation, cellular component: extracellular region. The coding region runs from base 49 to 1320 and encodes 423 amino acids. Gene Ontology annotation, biological process: chitin catabolic process; carbohydrate metabolic process. Lineage: Eukaryota; Fungi; Basidiomycota; Agaricomycetes; Agaricales; Hydnangiaceae. The transcript is spliced from 9 exons. Gene Ontology annotation, molecular function: chitinase activity; chitin binding. The record is from RefSeq and is a predicted model, not a curated record.
AUUUCAUUCCCUACCUAUCCUUGACCUAUCCGCUCCCUAUCCGUCAUCAUGACGAAGAUUCUACAUUUAUUGCUCGCCAGCGUUCCUUUCGCGUUUGCACACCAUACACCAUUGAAAGCUCGACAAAUUUCCAAGUCUCUGCUCUCUGACGACUCAGAGGUUGUUGCUGCUUCGUGGUAUCCGAGCUGGCUGGGAACAAAAGUUCCACCGGAGUCGCUCUCUUGGGACAAGUACACUUCGGUGACCUUCGCCUUCGCGCUGACGACAUCCGACCCAGGUGCUGUCUCAAUUGAUAGUGAUGGCCUUGUCCUUCUACCCAAAUUCGUCGCGCAGGCCAAGAGUCAUAACGUCAACGCAUUGAUCACCAUUGGUGGAUGGACCGGUUCCCAGUUCUUCUCGUCCAACGUGGCGACGGCGGCCAACCGAACAAUUUUUGUGAAAACUUUGACUCAGCUGGUGACGAAGUACCAACUUGAUGGUCUUGACUUUGAGUGGGAAUACCCUAAUCAGUCCGGCAUUGGCUGCAAUGUCAUGUCACCCAGCGACUCCGCAAAUUUCCUCUUAUUCCUUCAAGAACUCAGGCUGGACCCUGUGGGCUCGAAGCUCAUAAUCUCAGCUGCAGCCGGCAUAACUCCCUUUACUGGAAGCGAUGGCAAACCCAUGUCUGAUGUCUCAGCUUUUGCCGACUCCCUUGAUUGGAUUUCUCUCAUGGUUUACGAUGUCUGGGGCUCGUGGUCCGAUGUCGUCGGCCCCAAUGCUCCCUUGGCAGAUUCAUGCGCCGCUGCUAACUUACAGCAGGGCUCUGCCGAGUCCGCAGUCGCAGCAUGGACGGCUGCCAAAUUCCCCAUCGACAAGCUUGUACUUGGCGUCGCCGCAUACGGACACAGCUUUAGUGUCAGCAAGAACAUUGCAGUUGUAAACUCACAACUCGCUCCUUACCCCACUUUUGUCAAAUCGCCCCAAACACCAGGGGAAGGUGAGACUGCUGACACCAAGACCACGGACUCGUGUGGUGUCACCAGUGGUCCCACCGGCGUUUUCAGUUUUGAGGGUCUAGUUACUGCUGGCUAUCUGACAAGCACGGGAUCACCUGCAUUUAAUAUGCUGUCCAGGUUCGAUAACUGCAGUCAAACUCCCUAUGUCUAUAACCCAUCGACGUCGGUCGAAAUCUCCUAUGAUGACGCUAAAAGCUUCGCUGCGAAAGGCUCGUUCAUCAAAGAGAAGGCACUCAAAGGAUUCGCCAUGUGGCACGCUGCCGGGGACUACAAGGACAUCCUCCUGGAUUCGAUCAUUGCUGCGAUCGGAAUAGUGGAGUGCUGAACCUGACCAUCUUUUAGAGUCAGUGGCCCAACUAUACUACGAUACUAUUCAUGUAAUAAAUACUUGUGGUACAUUGUACCACAUGCAAUCAUCAC